Molecule: messenger RNA, 2839 nt
Organism: Elgaria multicarinata webbii
Lineage: Eukaryota; Metazoa; Chordata; Lepidosauria; Squamata; Anguidae
Gene: SH3RF3
Product: SH3 domain containing ring finger 3
Exons: 10
Coding region: 1-2787 (928 amino acids)
Biological process (GO): positive regulation of JNK cascade; protein ubiquitination; positive regulation of proteasomal ubiquitin-dependent protein catabolic process
Molecular function (GO): ubiquitin protein ligase activity; metal ion binding; protein binding
Source: RefSeq, a predicted model, not a curated record
AUGCUCCUAGGGGCGUCCUGGCUGUGCUCCUCCAAAGCAGCCGCCGCCGCCGCAGAGAAGCGGGCAGCUGAGGAGAGGCGGAGGCGGCGGGCGGCUGCUUCUGGAGCGGUGGGAGGAGGAGGCGGCGGCAACGGCGAGGGACCUCCAGCCGCCGCCGCCGCCGCCGCCGCAGGGGCCAUGGACGAGUCGUCGCUGCUGGACCUGUUGGAGUGCUCCGUGUGCCUGGAGCGCCUGGACACGACGGCCAAAGUGCUCCCGUGCCAGCACACCUUCUGCCGCCGCUGCCUGGAGAGCAUUGUCAGCUCCCGCCACGAGCUGCGCUGCCCGGAGUGCCGCAUCCUGGUGGGCUGCGGCGUGGACGAGCUGCCCGCCAAUAUCUUGCUCGUCCGCCUGCUAGACGGCAUUCGACAGAGACCUCGCGCUGGGGCGGCAGGCGGCUGCUGCGGCGGAGGCCACUGUGCCCCGGGCAGCCCCACCGCGCAGAGCAACGCGGCCAGCACGGGCGGCCACUGUGCGGGCAAUCCCGCAGCAGCAGCAGCAGCAGGAAGCAACUCGGUGACUGUUGCUAACCCUGGAUGUCACCCCGUGGCGGCGGCGGCGGCUGCAUCAACCGGCUGCCCUAGCGUUGCCGCUGCAGCUGCCUCAGCCGCCGCCAGCCUGAGGGAACUAGCCGCGGCCAGCCGGAGCGCCCUGCUUAAGAACCCCUCUCAGCUUCCCUAUGGAAAAGCUCUCUAUGCUUAUGAAGGGAAAGAACCAGGUGACCUCAAGUUUAACAAAGGAGACGUUAUUAUACUGCGGCGGAAAGUAGACGAGAAUUGGUAUCACGGGGAACUGAAUGGAAACCAUGGCUUUUUCCCAGCAAGCUACAUCCAGUGUAUCAAGCCCCUUCCACCAGCUCCGCCUCAGGGUAAAGCACUUUAUGACUUUGAAAUAAAGGACAAGGAUCAAGACAAGGACUGUUUGACCUUCACCAAGGAUGAAAUUUUGACUGUCAUCAGGAGAGUAGAUGAUAAUUGGGCAGAAGGAAUGCUGGGGGAUAAGAUUGGCAUAUUUCCUAUUCUCUAUGUGGAGCUCAACGAAUCAGCUAAACAGCUCAUUGAGAUGGACAAGACCAGUCUAGCUGCUGCAUCUGGCAGUGAUGUCCCUUUGCCAGCUGACACUAACCUGGCAGUAAACCCGGCUCAGUGCUGUACCUUGAACAGUGCCGGAGCAGUCAGUGCCAUUCAGCGGCACAUUGACGGCAAGAAGAAUCCCAAGAAGCGCCACUCCUUCACUGCUCUCAGUAUGACCCACAAAUCCUCUCAGGCCAUGAAUAACAGGCAUUCCAUGGAGAUUAGCGCCCCUGUCCUGAUCAGCUCAAGUGAUCCCCGUGCUGCUGCCAGAAUUGGAGAUGUGACUCAUCUCUCAUCCAGCGCUCCAGUCCAGGAUUCUACUUCAUCCGGUUCUGCAACUAUGGCUGGACCCAGAACAAGUGCAGUCACUGGAGAGCAAGGAACACCAGCAAAGGUCCAGUUGCCCCUAAACAUCUACUUGGCAUUGUAUGCAUACAAGCCCCAGAAGGCCGAUGAACUGGAGCUACGUAAGGGCGAAAUGUAUCGCGUUAUUGAGAAGUGUCAGGAUGGCUGGUUCAAAGGGACAUCUUUGAGAAAUGGCAUGUCUGGAGUCUUUCCAGGCAAUUAUGUAACUCCUGUUUCCAGGGUUCCUGCAGGAGCUGGUCAGCCCAGGAACUUAGCUGGCGGGUCUCCAACAGCGAAAGGCUCUCCAGGAGCUGUUCACCCCGGAGGCCCAGCUCUUACAAACACUGCUACUGUUAUCAGACCAGCCGUUCCAAUCACUACCCCUCCCACUCAACCCCAGCUGCCAACGGCUUCCCCGCAGAUGAGUAACUGCUCGCGGUAUUCCUCUCAGCAAACCAUCAUCCAGCCUCGCAAUUCUGUGCAAAUGGUUGUGCAUCCUUCUGUGCAGGCGCAGGACCGGCCCACAGCUACCGUCUCACCACUAAGACCCCAGAACUCCCCAUCCCGCCUCCCAGCAACUGUGGUCAGGCCACACUCUGUGGUUUCUCCACAACACAUCCACCACUCCCCUGUGCAUGUCAUCCCUGGGGCGCAAUGUGCCAGGCCCAUGAUCCCCCUCACUUCAGCUGCAGCAGCAAUUACUCCUCCCAAUGUCACGGCAGUCAACCUGAAUGGUGAAGCAGGAAGUGGGCCCAUCAGUAGCCUGGCAACUUGCAGCCCAACCAACACAGCCUGCAAAGCAGAAGAGAGGAAAAACGAAAAGAAAGAAAAGAAAAGUGGACUGUUGAAACUUCUCGCAGGAGCAUCAACAAAAAAGAAAUCUCGCUCUCCUCCAUCAAUGUCGCCAACACACGACCCCCUUGCAGUGAUGGAGGGAAUGCUGCAAGGUGCCGUAGGACCUGAACUCUCCUCUCUCUCUAGCCAUGGAAGGGCAGGUUCAUGCCCAAUAGAAAGUGAAAUGCAAGGAGCAAUGGAGAUGGAACCUCUGCACAGAAAGACAGGCUCGUUGGAUUUGAAUUUCCCCAUCCCUUCUCCCAUAAGGCAGUUGCCACCUUCAAUGGCGGCCAUCCGUCCGGAACCUAAGCCAUUGUCUCGAGAAAGGUAUCGUGUUGUGGUCCCAUAUCCCCCCCAAAGUGAAGCUGAGAUUGAACUGAAAGAAGGCGACAUUGUAUUUGUCCACAAGAAAAGGGAGGAUGGUUGGUACAAAGGGACAUUACAGCGGAAUGGUAGGUCGGGCCUCUUCCCAGGAAGUUUUGUGGAAAGCUUCUGAAGACUUUGCUUUCUGGACUUAAGGGACCUUUCAGAGGAAAUUCCAUAGCACA